GGUUUUCGAUGCACAAAAUGUUUAAACAAGAAAGUACACUAUAAUCGUUUUGAACCAGGUGGCAAAAUAUGCUUCAUAUGGAUCAAUAAUUCAAAAUCUUAUCUGGUACGUCACUCUCAGUCAAGUUCUGCGUGCCGUCGUUCUCAGAGCCCAAUCCGUGUAUGUAUUCUGACGUUUUACCAUAAGUGCAUUCACAGAUGGGACUGUGUAUCUUCUUAAUAUUCAUGAACAAUGAGAAAUCUACUUUAAAAUGUAUGUGGCCAGGUUUCAGCAAAUACAAGACUACUAUUUGACGGAACUAGGAACUGCCUGAUUCAUGUACUUUCCCUGGCUGCAUCCUCACGAGUAGCGUUGAGGAGUUGCGCCCGUCGACGUGGUUAGAUCACUGAACGCCAGGUUCUCACUCGCUACGCGAGCAUAGUUCUCCCCAGCACCACACCCAAUCUUGGCGGCGUCACAGGUGGAACUACCUAUCCAACUCAUGGAUGAUGAAUAUUCCGCUGGAGCUAUUCUAUUGUGAAGCACUGCAGGAGCGGAAGUUGAUGGGAGUACACGUGGAGGCAAACCAUACAUUGAGUGAGAUGAUUGAUUGAGAUAAAGUUUGGUACGAGGACGCAAGGUUGCUUUUGGAGAAUAAAGGAAGAUAGCUUUGUAGUAACAGCAGACUAGGUAUUUCGGUAGACUAGGCUCUUUCAAAAUUUUUUGAUUAGCUCAGAUUUAGGCGAUAAUGGAGGCGAUGUCUGAGUGAGAUAUUGCUUGUAAGACACACGCCGUUUGCAGGCAGCCUUAUACGAUACCAAGGUCCCAGACCUAGAUCCUAUAAUUGUUAGGAAUUUAGGGCUAGAUAGGAUCGAUGAAGAAAACCGAUGAGAAUAGAAACUGGAAAAGAUUCAAGAAUUGUUGGAAACUUCGAGACUGCAUGAGGAAGAACAGUCACUCGGCAAAUAAUGAGUAUAAUAUCGCUUGCCAUUUUAUAUAUUGCUUUGACUAAAACCGAAGCAUUUUGUGCUGCAUACAAAAUAGUGCUUCUAGAGGGAUUUAUGUAUCCCGAAUAAUGCCCUAUAGGCAACAAAGGGUUAGUAUUAUCUAGAGAUAUGCCUUUUAGAUAUUCUACAAUAACUGUCUUUUAGGGGAAAUAUGAAAACAAAUCCGAAUAAUGGGGUUUUUAGGUAUGAUUUUCCCCUUUUUUGCUAUUGAAAAAUAUACCAAUCUCGUGGUGAGACUUUUGUGUAAUCAGUAUCCUAACUUGAAGUAAAGCAUAUUUUUCUCUAUUCCAUCCUUUUUGGUUCACUUAUUCACUAAAUACUUCAGAGUUUUUUUUUUUGUAUUAAGCACUAAGUGCCAACACAUUUUGAGGAAUAAGUUGUUGCUUCUAAGGUAGCGUCUGUGGUCUUCUGUUUGUUAAUGCACCAUGGCAAAGGGGUUCAAGAAACACAGCAAGCCAUCGAAAGGUGUAGCCAAGAAAAAUAGCAAAAACGAUCCUCGCAAAAGAAAAGCUAAAAACAACAAUCCUACCAGCAGCGUAAGCCACAAUGUUCGAGCCGAGUUGGAGGCUAUAGUCCAAGAAAUCGAACGUGAUGAGCCCAUUCAAGAGCAGGUCGUAGUGGUGAAGAAGGAGAAGCGCGCCGAAAAGAAACGCCGCGAGAUUGUGGAAAAGGAGGGAAUUGAGGUGAAAUCUGGUAUGACUCUGAGGCAAGCGUGCAAUAUUGCCGACCGACUUAAGCGGCAGCAGCAGCCCCACAAGUGCCCUGAUCCCGACUAUGCGCGCGAUGGUACUGAGGCCACCAACGGUGAGCACACCGAGGAGGACUACAGCGAUACCGCAAACGAGCGUGCGGCUGAGUACCGCCGGGGAGGCUAUCACCCGGUGGUGGUUGGAGAUAUCUAUCACAACCGAUAUCGAAUAGUUAAGAAGUUGGGGUGGGGUUAUUUCUCGACUGUUUGGCUAGUCUGGGAUUACCAAGAGGAGCGCUACCAGGCGAUGAAGAUUCAGAAGUCAGCUAAACACUACAGCGAGGCAGCAUACGAUGAAAUCAGACUUCUUUCAGAAAUUAUGCAAGCUGAUUCACACAAGAUACGUCAUUGUGCGCGGCUUAACGAUUACUUUGAACAUACUGGCCCCAAUGGUACACACGUUUGCAUGGUGUUUGACGUUUACGGUGAGAACUUAUUGUGUUUGAUGGAACGUUACGAAUACCACGGUAUCCCUCUGCCUAUAGUGAAGUGCAUAACACGGCAAAUACUGAUUGCACUAGAACAUAUUAGCAGUAUUAAUAUCAUUCAUACCGACUUGAAGCCCGAAAAUGUUCUUCUUUCAACACCAAAGCACUCCAUUAUAUCCUUGAUGCGACACUAUCAUCCACUGCCAAUGCAUCAAAGGCCACGUUUGACCGAUCGUGAUCCCAAAACUAUGACGAAAUCUCAACGACGCCGCUACUACAAAAAAAUAGCGAAAGAAAAGGAAAUGAAGCAAAACGGCAAACCAGAUAAAGAAAGCACCGCUGUUGAUGGGGCUAAGUCAGAUGCGUCUGGCGUGAGUGAGGCGAGCUCAGAGGUUAGCAAGACAGAUUCCGAGUGGGAGGUAGAGCGUUUCCAUCAUGUUAUACUAGCAGACUUUGGAAACAGUUGUUGGACCUACAAGCAGUUCACAGACGAAGUCCAGACCCGCCAAUACCGUUGCCCCGAGGUGAUUUUGGGGGAGCCCUAUUCGUCUCCCAUUGAUAUUUGGUCGUGUGCCUGCAUGAUCUUCGAGCUCAUUACCGGAGAGUUUCUGUUUGAUCCUAAAAAAGGUGACAAUUACUCACGUGACGAGGAUCAUCUCGCACUAAUGAGUGAGCUGCUUGGUGACUUACCCGAGAGCAUGCGCCUUGGCAAUGGUGAGUAUCGGGGAAACUACUACAACUCGAAGGGUGAGCUGCGCAAUAUAAAGGAACUCCGUUACUGGGACUUGGAGGCUGUGUUACACAGACGACAUCGAUUCACACGGAAGAAGGCAAAAGAGAUUGCUGAUUUUCUUCUUCCCAUGUUGGAGUACAUCCCUGAGAACAGGGCCACCGCCAGCCGGAUGCUACAGGAGCACGAGAGCUUUUUUGAAGUCCAAGAGGAUGAUUAUGAGCCGUUUUGCUUUAAUGAGGAGGAGGUUGACAGAUCCUGUAGCGAGGGGGAUCACAGAAGCAGCACCUCUGCCGAGGAGAGCGAGGAAACGGCUGAAACAUCUUCUUUCUCUGAUGAAAUGGAGGAGUCGUAUGUCCCACGGCGCAUGCAAAAUGUUCAUGAGAAGGCCGAGGCUUUCCGGUAUUGGGAGGAACAUCCUAUUCUUAACAGAAGCUUUCUCGAGGGACGUGGCUUGACCAUCGCUGACAUUCAAGCCGUGCUUUCUGGUAAAAUUCUCGACAACCCGGCUGCACAGGAUGCCGCUAACGAAGUAAUAAGGAUGUUGUCUGAGGAAACAGAGCGCUUUUCUAACGAGAUCACGAGUGAUGGCCAUGAGGAGCAUGAAUAUGAUGAGAACGACUCUGGAUACUCAUCUGAGGGUGAGGCCUCAAUAGAAGAAAAGAUAGGAGGAGAUGCUACUAGGGGAGAGGCAUCGUCAGAAAAAGUAUCUAAUGCUUAA
Molecule: messenger RNA, 3613 nt
Organism: Phytomonas sp. EM1
Lineage: Eukaryota; Euglenozoa; Kinetoplastea; Trypanosomatida; Trypanosomatidae
Source: the annotation of a GenBank genome assembly